Suillus paluster is the source of this 648-nucleotide messenger RNA. RefSeq lists its product as uncharacterized. NCBI's taxonomy places the organism in Eukaryota, Fungi, Basidiomycota, Agaricomycetes, Boletales, Suillaceae. The coding region runs from base 1 to 648 and encodes 215 amino acids. The record is from RefSeq and is a predicted model, not a curated record. The transcript is spliced from 3 exons.
AUGCAAGAGUUAUUGCGUCUAUUGGAGUCGCGCGGGAUACAUUUUCAUCCUGUUGAACAGAGGAUCCUGUGCUUUCCUCACAUCAUCAACAUCUGUGUGAGGCAUAUUCUCAAUGACUACUGGAAAGCCGACUUUUCAGGUGUGGUUGACAGAUGGGUAGUUGAAGGUAAGACCAUCAACAAAGAUACAUAUGUUGAAGCCAUCCAAGGCAAAGCCCUGGAUCAGGUGAGGCUCCUCAUAUGCACCAUCCGUGCAUCAGACAAACAAUGUAAUAGUUUUAGGGUAAUCAUUACCACGGGAAAUGACGAGAAGUGGUUCCAAGAUGACUCAGGUGCAAUCAUCCAACUCCCUGUCGUGCAACUGCUACAUGACGAGCCCACACGUUGGGAUUCAACCUACGUCAUGCUGAACCAUUUACAAACCCUUCGCCAGGCCAUGGAUUUAUUCUGCGACUCCCCCCUUCAAUGCCACAUGAUCAACAAGAAGUUGAGUCUGAUGGAAUGGCUCGUCCUACAGGAUUUCAAAGUGAUUUUGGAGGCGCCGCACACUGCUCAGCAAACGAUGUCCAGCAAAAGCACUCCCAUACUGAGUGGUGCAGUUCCCACUUUCGAGAAAAUGAUCCAGUGCUGGAACUGUGCCUUUAGUUAA